CAUCUCACCUAAAAGAACCAUUUGUUCAAUCAUCACUGAGAGACUACGCUGGGUUAAUGUAGAAAAGGUCUGCUUUAUUACAUCUUAUUCGCGUAUUUUUCGUAUAUUGUAAGUAAUUAUAGAGAUUGUAAAAUGCGGUGUGGUAUUUGCUCAGCUGUAAGUAUAGAGAGUUUUUAAAUUUGCAGUUAUUUAAAUAAAAAGAUAGACCUGAUCAGUGACAGCUUCCCAUAAUGUCUUACCAAUGGUCUUAUCAAAAUUAAAAUGAAAAUGGUUUCAGCUCCUCUGCUGUGAAUGUAGGCUGCAUACUGCAAAUGAAGGGGGAAAAAAGCUUUUAUUGACUGAAUAAGAGAAUCUGAGGACACUUCAACAUGACCCUGUCAGAUUUUCUGGGAGCCCUAAAGGACAACCCUUACUUUGGGGCAGGAUUUGGAUUAGUUGGUGUUGGCACAGCACUUGCAGUUGCCAGAAAAGGUGCACAGGUCGGCAUGAUCUUCUUCAGAAGACAUUACAUGAUCACGCUGGAGGUCCCAAGCAGAGAUAAAAGUUACCACUGGCUCUUAAGCUGGAUCACUAAACAUGCCAAACACACCCAGCAUCUGAGUGUAGAGACCUCGUACAUGCAGCAUGAGAGUGGACGAGUCCAUACACAGUUCGACUUCCAUCCGAGUCCAGGGAACCACAUCAUUUGGUAUGGCAGGAAGUGGAUCAGAGUGGAGAGGACCAGAGAGAAGCAGAUGGUGGACUUGCACACUGGAACGCCCUGGGAGUCCGUCACCUUCACUGCUCUGGGCAGAGACCGGCAGUUAUUCUUCAACAUACUUCAAGAAGCACGUGAACUUGCUUUAAAGCAGGAAGAGGGCCGUACUGUGAUGUACACCGCACUCGGAGCAGAGUGGAGGCCGUUCGGGUUUCCUAGGCGAAGACGACCUCUGUCUUCAGUAGUGUUGGAGAAUGGUGUGGCGGAGAGGAUAGUGGAUGAUGUGAAGGAGUUCAUUGGCAAUCCUAAGUGGUACACUGACAGAGGCAUUCCAUAUAGGAGAGGAUAUCUGCUGUAUGGACCCCCGGGCUGUGGAAAAAGCAGCUUCAUAACUGCAUUAGCAGGCGAGCUGGGAUACAGCAUCUGCCUGAUGAGUCUCAGCGACCGCAGCCUGUCUGACGAUCGCCUCAACCACCUGCUGAGCGUGGCUCCACAGCAAAGCAUCAUCCUGCUCGAGGAUGUGGAUGCAGCCUUCGUCAGCCGAGAGCUGCUGCCUACGGAGAAUCCACUGGCCUAUCAGGGCAUGGGUAGACUUACUUUCAGUGGACUUCUGAAUGCUCUGGAUGGAGUGGCAUCUUCAGAGGCCCGAAUUGUGUUCAUGACAACUAAUUUCAUUGAGAGACUUGAUGCGGCACUUGUCCGCCCUGGCCGUGUUGAUAUGAAGCAGUAUGUGGGCUGCUGCUCUCACUGGCAGCUGACUCAGAUGUUCCGGAGGUUUUACCCUCAGGAGUCCGCAGCUGAGGCAGAGCGGUUUGCAGAGCAAGCGCUGGUAGCACACACAGAGCUCAGCGCCGCUCAGGUGCAAGGACACUUCAUGCUCUACAAGACAGACCCUGCUGGCUCCAUCAAAAACAUUUCAGAGAUGAAGGUGUGAAUACUAUACAGACAGUACAGACUUUUGUAUAAUGCAGACUGACCCAGCGGGCGAGUUAUAAACAGAAUUAAUGAAUCAUUCUUUGAAAUUUACACCUGGAUGAAGGGUCUUCACACACUGGAGUAAUAAAAUCUAAAAUAAUUGUGAAAAUUUGUCUAUUUCUUCAAUUGUUGCUGUUAUUGGUUAAGCAACAACAGAUGCACUGUUUAUUACACAUCGUCUUUUCUGUGAUUUACAGGAAUGUGUUUCUCUUGCAGAUGACCAGUAAAUUAUUGUCUUCCUGAGA
Molecule: messenger RNA, 1917 nt
Organism: Puntigrus tetrazona (Sumatra barb)
Lineage: Eukaryota; Metazoa; Chordata; Actinopteri; Cypriniformes; Cyprinidae
Gene: bcs1l
Product: mitochondrial chaperone BCS1
Exons: 7
Coding region: 369-1631 (420 amino acids)
Biological process (GO): mitochondrial respiratory chain complex III assembly; protein insertion into mitochondrial inner membrane from matrix
Cellular component (GO): mitochondrial inner membrane
Molecular function (GO): ATP hydrolysis activity; ATP binding
Source: RefSeq, a predicted model, not a curated record